Tigriopus californicus is the source of this 416-nucleotide messenger RNA. RefSeq lists its product as uncharacterized. Gene Ontology annotation, biological process: synapse organization. The record is from RefSeq and is a predicted model, not a curated record. Gene Ontology annotation, cellular component: neuron projection membrane. NCBI's taxonomy places the organism in Eukaryota, Metazoa, Arthropoda, Copepoda, Harpacticoida, Harpacticidae.
UGGCUCCGACAUCAAGACAACACGAUCGAGUUGCUCACUGUGGGCGACAAUACCUACUCCGGGGACUCGAGGAUCAAUAUUUCAUAUCAAUGCUCUGCUGGAGGUCAUCGAUAGCGACGGAAGACCCAUGAAAACUCAAUACUACAAUCCCGGAUCCGAGAUCGAAUUGACUUGUGUGGUUCGAAGUCGAGCCAACUGGUCCACCAACGUGGAGUGGCUCAAGGACGGCCAAGUCCUGGAUCUCAAUCACAGACCUUCUGUCAGCAUUGGCACUCAAGUGGAAGCCAAGCAUGUCCUAAGUCGGCUCUGGAUCGGUGGAGCCUCGGCUAGUGAUACUGGUAACUACACGUGUACCAUACCCAAGUAUUCGCCAGAUGCCUUCCCCAGGGCCCGGGUCAAGGUCCACGUUGUUGACG